Periconia digitata is the source of this 753-nucleotide messenger RNA. The record is from the annotation of a GenBank genome assembly. NCBI's taxonomy places the organism in Eukaryota, Fungi, Ascomycota, Dothideomycetes, Pleosporales, Periconiaceae.
AUGAAGACCCCUCUUCGAAUCGCUAUCCUCGAGUGUGAUACACCGCCAGAUGAUCUUGUGGCUAGGUUCGGCAAGUAUGGCAAGGUUUUUACGACGCUCCUCGAGAAGGCAGCAGACGAUUUGGGCAGGACGGGAUUCUCCAAGGACGAUUUGAAGUUGAGCGCAUACGACGUGGUAACAGAACAAAAAUAUCCUAGCCUAGACGACGUGGAUGCUGUUCUCAUCAGUGGAUCCAAGUACAACUCUUUUGAUAACGAUGCAUGGAUUCUCAAACUGGUCGAGUUCACCGAGAAACUACUCAAGCAGGAUCGCGUUCGCACGAUCGGUGUGUGCUUCGGCCACCAAAUCCUCGGCCGGGCAGCUGGGGCAAAGGUUGGCCGAAGCGACGGAGGAUGGGAGGUCGCUGUGCUGCCCGUUGAGUUGACAGAGAAGGGUAAAGAGAUCUUCCAGCAAGACAAACUUAGCAUCCAUCAGAUGCACAGAGACGUUGUGUUCGAGUAUCCAGAGGGUGUGGAAGCUCUGGGUGGAUCUCCGCGGUGCCUCGUGCAAGGCAUGUACCAGAAGGGAAAGCUUAUCUCUGUGCAAGGCCAUCCAGAGUUCCACGAGGCUUUUGUGGAUUAUUUGAUCAAGAUGCGCAACAAGCAAGGUAUCUUCAACGACGCAGAGGCCCAGGAUGCGCUGGAUCGAGUGGGAAAGCACCACGAUGGAGUGACGAUUGCGAAGGCGUUCCUGCGAUUUCUGCUGGACGAUUAG